UAAAGAAAAUAAAGCUAUAAAACCAAAAGUGGUAGUUCGUGAAGCUGAAGAAGUACGUUACAUAAAAAUUGAAGAAAAAAAGCAUUGUGAACGUCGAAGCCAUAGUAAAGGUGUUUCAGAAUGGGUAAAGAAGAAGAUUAAGGACAAUGAUGUUGCAAAUAUAAAGCAUGUUAGAGACAAAUUUAAGAGACCCGAGAAAUACAUACUUGACGACAUUCAAAUGGUAAAUGAUAAAGCCCCAAAAGAUAUUGAUCAUGAGAUCGAUAAUGCUGAUAAAAUGGUUAAAGGCAAUAUGGAUAUUAGAUGUAUAGAUUUUAAUGGAAAGAAAAAUUAG
Molecule: messenger RNA, 334 nt
Organism: Racocetra persica
Lineage: Eukaryota; Fungi; Glomeromycota; Glomeromycetes; Diversisporales; Gigasporaceae
Source: the annotation of a GenBank genome assembly